UCGUCGAGAGAGAUCGAGAGUCUUAUUAAAUUUUUAUGUUGCCGAAGUACUGAUGGAGCUGGUUUCUCGUUUAGCUCUCCAGACGCACACUCCUUCCACCAUGUCUACUGGAUGCUAAAAUGGAGAACGACAAACUGAAGAAAAAAUUCAAGUCUGUUCGAUCUAAAAAUUCUCCUCUUUAUCUCGACUUGGUCAAUUUACGAUUGGAGCGGAGAUGGGACGGUCUAGAUGCGCUUCUGAAAGUCCGUACCAAGUUUGGCGACUCGGUGAAGUACCUGGACCUUGCUGAUGUUGAACGAUCGCUGGACGAUGUGUUCCUUGCUGGAAAGCCUGGGUCCAAAUUUGAAAUUCCUGAAUCCUCUCAAGGUAGCAUGGAGGCGACAUUAGAUACGCUGAAAACUUUGUCAGAGCCGACCAAUGAAGAAAUUGACUACUUUUUGCUUGAGGCACGAUUACUGCAGGCAAAGGUACUGUUUUUACUUGGCCAACCCUCCGAGGCACUUGCAUGUCUCGACGCGCUUGAUAUAUCUGACCUGCAGCCAGAAAGUGGCUGGCCAAUUCAUGCCACUCGCCUAGUUGCGGAAUGCUUAUCACUGAAAGGCUGGGCUCUUCAGCAUCUCUUGUCGGAAAAUACGGAGUGGCGCGAGCAGGCACCCAGUGCUCUCACCGCAUUGCAGCAAGCCGUGGAUGUAACCUUUGUCUACCUACAGGAACUGUCUGUCGCUGUCAGCCCGAGUGUGCUGGGUGGCAAGCCGGCCAAUGCCAGCAACAUUACGAUCAGUUCGUGGCUGGAGGCAGCCGUACACCACGCGCCGCUGAUGCAUCUGCUGCUCGGGCGCACGGACGGCGCCAUCCAGGUCUUGCGCAACAUUCUGCGGGUUUCCGAGAAUCAGUUCUCCAAGGCAUUGCGGCUCAGUGCGUCUCGUCAGCUAGCGUUGCUGCUACUAAGAGCGCCACACUGCUAUACACCGCCAGACUUGUCGCCGACAUCACACGUGCCAUCACUAAGACUGCAUCCGGUGAUAAGCCGCCCGAAUUUCUUGAGUCCGGAGCAUCAACCCGAGGAGGUUGUCCUCGUCCUGACGAUCGCCGAAGGACUGGUACGCGAGGAAGCCGUGCAGAGUCGGUUCCCUGACGACCAAGAUAUCUACAAGCAGUGGCACGACCAGGUCGCAGCCGUCUACGAUCUCGCCGUUCUUGCUCUAGCCAUGUUUGGUAAGUCUAACCUCAUCGAGCUGCUGCAGCAGUCCAUGCGCUUCUCCUUCGAUGACGAGCACGUCUGGAUGCAGUUUGGCCUGGCGCUGAUCAGCGGCAGGCAGUUUGAGCGUGCUCUGAUGGUGCUCAAGCAAUGCUUGCAGCAGAAUCCCGACAACACGGCGGCAGCGCUGCUGGUCUGCCAACUGAGAAUCUACGACCUACCCAAUGGCGACGAAGCAGUUGAGUAUGCCAGCCAGCUUGCUGAGAAGUGCCCUGAGAUGGCUAAGGCUCACGUCACGCUUGGUCUCGCAUAUGCCGUUCAAGCUCGCCAGCCAACAACGCACACGCACCGGGAAGAGCUCCUGCUGAAGGCCAUGGAGUCGUUUCGCAGGGCCUACGAAGUGGAUCAGAACGACCCAGCCUGCAUGCUCUACUACGCACUGCAUCUGGCAAUUCAGCGUCGUGUGAACGACGCCAUGUUGCUUGUCCUUGACUUACUGCAGAAGAGUCACAUGCACCAUCACGGCCUCUGGCUAAUGAUUCUCCUACAGACCUCGCUGAAGAAUUAUGCCGAGGCGCUGAGUGUGUGUGAGCAGGCACUGUAUGAGUACCCUCAGGAUAUGGUCUUUGUCAAGCUGAAGGUGGAGAUCAAGGCAGCCACUUCUGGUGUCUCCACCGCCCUUGUAACGGCCAAGUCCGACCUCAACUUCGACGCGGACGUGAAGGGGCCACCAGAGUCACCAGCGUCCUCACGGACACCGUCAACAGCAAGCAGCUGCUUAUGGCUGCUUCUCACUAGCCUGUUCUUGCGCAAUGACCAGUUUGAGGAUGCUGCCUCGUGCUUCAAGCGUGUCACUGAUAGCAUGUCACCCGACAGCCUCUAUUAUCGUGGCCGCCUGCUGGCGCACGAGCUGCGACUGGAGGACGCCAAGACGUCGUACCUCGGCGCCUUGGCCACGGACCCAAGCCACGUACCCUGCAUGCUCGCACUGACCGAGCUGCACUUGGAGGAGCAGAAUCUGAGCAUGGCCGAGCAAUACAUCUCACAGGUGCUGGCCGUUGACCCUGGCAACCAUCAAGCCUGGCGCCAGCGCGGCUCCGUACUGGCCAAGCAAGGCGAGCACGAGCGUGCCGCCGAUUGCUUUGUCAACGCUCUUCAAUUGGAGUCGUUCGCUCCCAUCGCUCCGUUCAGUGAUAUUCCGUUGAAGUUGUGAUCAUUUCUGUUGUCUUUGAGUCCCCGUGGAGAGUGUACACAGACUUGACUCUGGCUGCCGUGGAGGUAUGUGCCUAAAGAAAGAAAGAAAAACACUAGUACUUUGUUCCUUAGUUUCCCAUUAUUUUACUUUAUUUUUAGCCUUUCCCGCGUUUCUUUCCGAAAAAGAAAUCUGUUUAACCAGGAGUGCGGCGUUUUACCUGCUCACUACUCUCUCUCUCUCUCUCUCUCUCUCUCUCUCUCUCUCUCUCUCUCUCUCUCUCUCUCUCUCUCUCUCUCUCUCUCUCUCUCUCUCUCUCUCUGUGUCUGCAAUUUCUUUCUUUAAUCUCUCUUAUUCUAGUCAGACUCUAUCUGGUGUUCUUGUACAGUGUAAAGUAUUGCUACUUGUACUAUCAAGAGUAUGUAAGGUUAUUAUACUCUUGGUAUUAUGCUAUUUGAUUCACAGACUUUAGCGCACAGUCAACUGCUGGUACGCAAACUGCUAACUAUUUUAGUAUUUUGAUCUUUCGAUUUCUGCCGAUUACCCGAGAUUGCAGCUAAAAAACGUAAAACAGAAACAUUUUACAGACAGCUGAGACGAUAACCAUGCAACCAUUUCAUAUUUUUAUCACUCAACAAUCAACAUGAAACCGUCUUUUCUUGGUGAUCUUACUCUUGAACCUUGUGUAUGUUCAAUACCGUUCUGGAUGCUGCAAGAAGGCCUGCCUGCACCAGAACACUAUUAUCUUUUUUGUUUUGACUUGCCAGAUUCCAUCUUACAUGUA
This is a messenger RNA of Sycon ciliatum, 3174 nucleotides long. Its product is annotated as tetratricopeptide repeat protein 7A-like. The coding region runs from base 120 to 2411 and encodes 763 amino acids. NCBI's taxonomy places the organism in Eukaryota, Metazoa, Porifera, Calcarea, Leucosolenida, Sycettidae. Gene Ontology annotation, molecular function: protein binding. The transcript has a single exon. The record is from RefSeq and is a predicted model, not a curated record.